Gasterosteus aculeatus aculeatus (three-spined stickleback) is the source of this 2557-nucleotide messenger RNA. RefSeq names its product syntenin-1. Gene Ontology annotation, cellular component: plasma membrane; cytoplasm. The record is from RefSeq and is a predicted model, not a curated record. NCBI's taxonomy places the organism in Eukaryota, Metazoa, Chordata, Actinopteri, Perciformes, Gasterosteidae. Gene Ontology annotation, molecular function: protein binding.
CAGGAAGCCAGCAGUGACAUCACUUUCCAGAAUUCCCCUCCGGCACGACGAAGGAGCUCAAGAGCGAGAUUAAAAAAACAAAAACAAAGGAGUUUGCUGCUGUUCGAGAUUCCGAAGUUGUUGUUUCUGCUAAUUUUACAAGCAAGAAAUCCAAGGAUGUCCCUGUAUCCAUCCCUCGAGGACCUCAAGGUCGACAAGGUCAUGAAGGCCCAGGCGCAGUAUGCCCAGACUGCCGCCUCCAUGCCGGCCAUCGCCGAGGGAACCUACCAGCCUCAGCUCGCCACCGCUGGCAUGCCGGGAUCAAGCCUGUACCCGGACCUCGGGGAGCUUGGCGACUACAUGGGCCUGGCCCUCAACAGCGAGGAGGUCCAGAGGAACCUGGCCUUGUUGCCGGUGGCUGACAAUCAAGUGGCGUUGCCCUCCCUUUCAGGUGUGGGCGGGAUGGUGCGGCCCGUGACGGGGGCGGAUGUGGGCAUCAGAAGGGCCGAGAUCCGCCCCGGGCUGCGGGAGAUUAUCCUCUGCAAGGACCAGGACGGGAAGGUGGGACUCCGCCUCAGGUCCAUCGACAACGGAGUGUUUGUCCAGCUGGUGCAGGCCAACUCCCCUGCGGCCCUGGCCGGGCUGCGCUUCGGGGACCAGGUCCUCCAGAUCAACGGGCAGAACUGUGCUGGCUUGAGCGUGGACAAGGCCCACAAGGCCCUGAAGGCUGCUGCCGAGACCCGCAUCGAGCUCGUAGUCAGGGACAGGCCAUAUCAACGCACCGUCACCAUGCACAAAGACAGCUCUGGCCAUGUUGGCUUCAUCUACAAGUCCGGCAAAAUCACCUCACUGGUCAAGGAUGCCUCUGCCGCCCGCAACGGCCUCCUGACCGAUCAUUUCAUCUGUGAAAUCAACGGACAAAACGUUAUUGGACUGAAGGAUUCUCAGAUCAAGGACAUUCUGACCACCUCUCCGGCCGCCAUGACCAUCACCAUCAUGCCCAAGUUCGUCUAUGAACACAUGAUUAAGAGGAUGUCGACCGGUCUCCUGCGGUCAGCCAUGGAUCACUCCGUCCCAGAGGUCUAGAUACCGGGACUGUGGAGCGUCUACAAUGCAGAUCUCUCUCUCUUCUCCUCUCAUAUCUUUCUUCCUCUUUUUCCGUCUUCACACCAGACUGCCUCCUGCAUCACAAUCAUUGCCGUCGCUAUUUCUCACCCUCACACUUAACCUUUUAAAGGUCUUUUUUUAGUCCUUUUCUUUUCUACAUGACCUUCAUCUCUGUUGACACAUCUAUUACCUUAUCUACCUUAACCGUAUAGUCAUUCUGUAUUUUGUUUUGUAUUUGAGAUCAAGGACAGUGUUUUUCUUCUCUUUUUUUUGUGCCACGCACGCUAUCAUGAGUCCAGAGCUUCCUAUUCAUUUUGUGGAGACCAAUCCGUGGCCCCUGACAUUUCAUCUGGUCAGAAUGCUGUAAAGCCAACGGUCCGUCAUCAGAGCCCUAGCAUGUAGAUCACAGCUGUGCUCCCAGUCCCUCCACUCGGCCCCUAGUGUGUGUGAGACUUGAUUCUAGACUCCAGUAUCAUUUUAACUUGGCCAGUAAAAACUAACACGUUUUAAGUCUUGCUUUUAGUUUGUACCACAUGUUGGUAUAUAAAUUAGUGUUGAUCCUGCCAUUGAGAUUAGGUUAUUUUUGUACUUGUGAAUAGAGAUCCUUCUAACGUCCACAACACGGCGAGGUCCUGCGGCGCAUUUCCUCUCUCUGCAGGCAAAUGUGACGGCGAUGCCCUGAUGCGUGCUGUGUAGGAGCACUGUGCACAUCCCGGGGGACAGUGGAGGGAGAAAAGCGACAGCGGGAGCUGGUUGCUGGGACGUCGCCCUGUCCUACAAACACUCUUAGAAACAGCUCUUAGACUGAAAUGCAGCAGUCAUCCAGGACGCAGUGCGUGGAUGUGAUUGGCUAGCUGGAGGUCAGUUCAGAGGCGUCUGUUGGUUGGAUGUGGUGUUGCGCCUCUGACUGUAAUUUAGAGGGAUUUUGUGGUGUUUGUCUGAACAGGGUCUGUGCUGGGCGGACCCACUAAGUGCACUUUCCACUACCUUUUUAAAAGGUUGUCUUUCCUGUAUCCAUUUCAACGGUGAAGUUCAACGGCUUUCUCUUUUUCUUGUGUUUGUGGUGCCUCAUAUUAAUGAGAACUCAUUCAAUAAACUCAUUUGUUAACCAUAGGAAACUGCUGAAAUUUGAUGCUGAAAAUCCUGCGCUCAAGGGAAUGCGUUUGAAUUCCACUAAAUGGGGUUUAGUCGUCGUUCCUGCUACGUGUUGCUGAAGGACGUUCCUGUAAUAUUCCUCCCUUGGUUGAUGAGCACAAUGAGACUGAGCAGAGCUCGCAGUUGUGAAUUUCUACUUGUUAUAUAAAGUUUCUCCUUUUAAUGCUGUUCAUGUUUGGAUGCAUGUAUUCCUUUAAUUUUCUAGGUAUGCAAUCUGAAAAAAAACGUCACUGUCAUUCUGUAAGAAAAUCUAAAAGUUUAUAUACGAAUGUAACCAAGAUAAUAAUGUAAAACAAAUAAACAGUCUUUCUGUUCA